Messenger RNA from Aspergillus mulundensis, 1323 nucleotides. Its product is annotated as succinate--CoA ligase (GDP-forming) subunit beta. Gene Ontology annotation, cellular component: mitochondrion; succinate-CoA ligase complex. Bases 1 to 1323 code for a protein of 440 amino acids. Lineage: Eukaryota; Fungi; Ascomycota; Eurotiomycetes; Eurotiales; Aspergillaceae. Gene Ontology annotation, molecular function: ATP binding; succinate-CoA ligase (ADP-forming) activity; metal ion binding. Gene Ontology annotation, biological process: tricarboxylic acid cycle; succinyl-CoA metabolic process. The transcript is spliced from 8 exons. The record is from RefSeq and is a predicted model, not a curated record.
AUGUUCAACCUUGUCCGCAGCCGGCCAGUUGCGGCGCUCAGAGCUGCCACGGGCUCUUCUUCGCGCCUUGCCCAGCAACAGAGGAACCUCUCCAUCCAUGAAUACCUUUCCGCCAACCUACUCAAAUCAUACGGUGUGGGCGUGCCAAAGGGUGAAGUCGCUCGGUCGGCAGAGGAGGCUGAGAAGGUUGCCAAGUCGCUCGGUAACGAUGACAUGGUUAUCAAGGCCCAGGUUCUCGCUGGUGGCCGUGGCAAGGGUCACUUUGACAAUGGUCUCAAGGGUGGUGUGCGCGUGAUUUACUCUCCCACCGAGGCCAAGAUGUUCGCCGGCCAGAUGAUCGGACAGAAACUCAUCACUAAGCAAACCGGCGCCGCUGGUCGCCUUUGCAACUCCGUCUUCAUUGUCGAGCGCAAGUUUGCUCGCCGUGAGUUCUACCUUGCUGUUCUCAUGGACCGCGCGACCCAAGGCCCUGUCAUUGUUGCUUCGUCGCAGGGUGGUAUGGAUAUCGAGGCUGUUGCCAAGGAGAACCCCGAAGCCAUCAUCACAACUCCUAUCGACAUCAAUGUCGGUGUGACGGACGCCAUCGCUACCAAGAUCGCACAGGAGCUCGGCUUCUCCGAACAGUGCGUCGAUGACGCCAGGAGGACCAUACAGAACCUUUACAGGGCGUUCAUGGAGACCGACGCUACUCAGAUUGAGAUUAACCCUCUGUCCGAGACUUCCGACCACCAGGUUCUGGCUAUGGACGCCAAGUUGGGAUUCGACGACAACGCCGAUUUCCGCCAGAAGGAGAUCUUCUCCUGGAGGGACACAACCCAGGAGGAUGCUGAUGAGGUCAAGGCCGCCGAGCACGGUCUAAACUUCAUCAAGCUUGAUGGAGACAUUGGUUGCUUGGUCAACGGUGCUGGUCUCGCGAUGGCCACCAUGGAUAUCAUCAAGCUCAACGGUGGCAGUCCUGCCAACUUCCUUGACGUUGGUGGUGGUGCCACCCCCGCUGCCAUCAAGUCUGCCUUCGAGCUCAUCACAAGCGACCCCAAGGUGUCGGCUAUCUUUGUCAACAUCUUCGGCGGUAUCGUCCGCUGCGAUGCCAUCGCCCAGGGUCUGAUCAACGUUGUGCAGGAGAUGGGUCUGCGCACUCCUAUCAUUGCCCGGUUGCAGGGUACCAACAUGGAGCAGGCUCACAAGCUGAUCAACGAAUCCGGCCUUAAGAUCUUCUCCAUUGAGGACCUUCAGAGCGCUGCGGAGAAGUCUGUCCAAUUGAGCAAGGUCGUUGCGCUUGCUCGCUCCAUUGACGUGGGCGUUGAAUUCACUCUCGGUAUCUAA